Messenger RNA from Agelaius phoeniceus (red-winged blackbird), 5341 nucleotides. Lineage: Eukaryota; Metazoa; Chordata; Aves; Passeriformes; Icteridae. The record is from RefSeq and is a predicted model, not a curated record.
GCCCCGCCGCGCCGCCAUGUUGUCGGAGUGAGCGGCCGGGGAGAGGCAGCGGCGAGCGGCCGGGGGGGGCCCGGCAUCCGUCUGCAUCCGAGCGCUCCGCCCGUGAGUACCGGCCCGGGGCCGGCCCCGCCGCGCCGCGGACCCCCGCGGACCCGCCGGUGGGUGUUGGUGGAAUGAGCGUAGCGUGCGUUUUGAAGAGAAAAGCAGUUCUGUGGCAGGACUCGUUCAGCCCCCACCUGAAGCAGCACGCUCAAGACACAGCCAACCCCACCAUGCCUGUGGUACUGACAUCUGGCACAGGCUCGCAGGCUCAGCCACAGCCAGCUGCAAACCAGGCCCUUGCAGCAGGGACACACUCCAGCCCCGUGCCCGGAUCCAUAGGAGUGGCGGGGCGCUCCCAGGACGACGCCAUGGUGGAUUAUUUCUUCCAGAGGCAGCACGGGGAGCAGCUCGGGGGAGGAGGCAGCGGCGGCGGCGGCUACAACAACAGCAAACACCGCUGGCCCACCGGGGACAACAUCCAUGCAGAGCAUCAGGUGCGUUCCAUGGAUGAACUGAACCACGAUUUCCAAGCGCUGGCUCUGGAGGGACGGGCUAUGGGAGAGCAGCUGUUGCCGGGUAAAAAGUUUUGGGAAUCUGAUGAUUCCAGCAAAGAUGGACCAAAAGGGAUAUUUCUGGGAGAUCAGUGGAGAGACAGUGCUUGGGGAACAUCAGAUCACUCUGUUUCCCAGCCAAUUAUGGUGCAGAGAAGACCUGGGCAGGGCUUCCAUGUGAACAGUGAAGUGAACUCAGUGCUGUCCCCACGCUCUGAGAGCGGAGGGCUGGGGGUGAGCAUGGUGGAGUAUGUGCUGAGCUCAUCUCCUGGAGACUCCUGCCUAAGGAAAGGAGCAUUUGGGCCAAGGGAUGCAGAGAGUGAUGAGAAUGACAAAGGGGAUAAGAAAAGCAAGGGCACGUUUGAUGGAGAUAAACUGGGAGAUCUGAAGGAGGAGGGGGAUGUGAUGGAUAAAUCCAAUGGUUUGCCUGUCCAGAACGGGAUCGACGCCGACGUCAAAGACUUCAGCCGCACGCCCGGGAACUGCCAGAACUCGGCCAGCGAGGUGGAUCUGCUGGGCCCCAACCAGAACGGCUCUGAAGGCCUGGCCCAGCUGGCCAGCACCAACGGGGCCAAGCCUGUGGAGGAUUUCUCCAACAUGGAGUCCCAGAGCGUGCCCCUGGAUGCCAUGGAGCACGUGGGCAUGGAGCCGCUGCAGUUCGACUACUCCGGCACGCAGGUCCCCGUGGACUCGGCCGCGGCCACCGUGGGGCUCUUUGACUACAACUCCCAGCAGCAGCUGUUCCAGAGGCCCAAUGCACUGGCAGUGCAGCAGCUGACAGCAGCCCAGCAGCAGCAGUACGCCCUGGCUGCUGCCCACCAGCCACACAUAGCAGGUUUAGCUCCUGCUGCCUUCGUUCCCAACCCCUACAUCAUCAGCGCGGCGCCUCCGGGGACGGAUCCGUACGCGGCCGGGCUGGCGGCAGCUGCCACGUUAGGUCCAGCUGUGGUGCCUCACCAGUACUAUGGAGUCACUCCCUGGGGAGUUUAUCCUGCCAGCCUCUUCCAGCAGCAGGCGGCCGCCGCCGCCGCCGCCACCAACUCAGCCAGCCAGCAGAGCACGCAGCAAACGCAGCAGGGCCAGCAGCAGGUGCUCCGUGGAGGAGCCAGCCAGCGUCCCCUGACUCCCAACCAGAACCAGCAGGGCCAGCAGACGGAUCCUCUGGUGGCCGCCGCUGCCGUCAACUCCGCGCUCGCCUUCGGCCAGGGGCUGGCAGCAGGAAUGCCAGGUUACCCAGUGCUGGCUCCUGCUGCUUAUUAUGACCAAACAGGAGCCCUCGUGGUCAAUGCCGGGGCCAGGAACGGCCUGGGGGCUCCCGUGCGCCUGGUGGCCCCUGCCCCUGUCAUCAUCAGCUCCUCUGCAGCCCAGGCAGCCGUGGCGGCGGCCGCGGCGUCGGCCAACGGAGCAGCCGGGGGCCUGGCAGGGACCACCAACGGCCCCUUCCGGCCCCUGGGCACGCAGCAGCCGCAGCCCCAGCCCCAGCAGCAGCCCACCAACAACCUGGCCUCCAGCUCCUUCUACGGCAGCAACUCCCUGAGCAGCAACUCCCAGAGCAGCUCGCUGUUCUCGCAGGGCUCGGCCCAGCCCGCCAACACCUCGCUGGGCUUCGGCAGCAGCAGCUCCCUGGGAGCCACGCUGGGCUCGGCCCUGGGCGGCUUCGGCACCGCAGUGGCGAACUCCACCACGGGCAGCGGCUCGCGCCGGGACUCGCUGACGGGCAGCAGUGAGCUCUACAAGAGGACCUCGAGCAGCCUCACCCCCAUCGGGCACAGCUUCUACAACGGCCUGGGCUUCUCCUCCUCCCCCGGGCCCGUGGGGAUGCCCCUGCCCAGCCAGGGCCCCGGCCACUCGCAGACUCCUCCUCCCUCCUUGUCCUCACACGGAUCCUCCUCCAGCCUCAACCUGGGGGGGCUGACGAACGGCAGUGGCCGUUACAUCUCGGCGGCGCCGGGGGCGGAGGCCAAGUACCGCAGUGCGAGCAGCGCCUCCAGCCUGUUCAGCCCCAGCAGCACGCUGUUCCCGUCCUCGCGCCUGCGCUACGGCAUGUCCGACGUGAUGCCCUCGGGCCGCAGCCGCCUGCUCGAGGACUUCCGCAACAACCGCUACCCCAACCUGCAGCUGCGCGAGAUCGCCGGCCACAUCAUGGAGUUCUCCCAGGACCAGCACGGAUCCAGAUUUAUUCAGCUGAAACUGGAGCGUGCCACCCCAGCAGAGCGUCAGCUGGUGUUCAACGAGAUCCUGCAGGCAGCCUAUCAGCUCAUGGUGGAUGUGUUUGGGAAUUAUGUCAUUCAGAAGUUCUUUGAGUUUGGCAGCCUGGAGCAGAAGCUGGCGCUGGCAGAGCGCAUCCGUGGGCACGUGCUGUCCCUGGCCCUGCAGAUGUAUGGCUGCAGGGUGAUCCAGAAGGCCCUGGAGUUCAUCCCCCCAGACCAGCAGGUAAUUAACGAGAUGGUUCGGGAGCUGGACGGGCACGUGCUCAAGUGCGUCAAGGACCAGAACGGGAACCACGUGGUGCAGAAGUGCAUCGAGUGUGUGCAGCCCCAGUCCCUGCAGUUCAUCAUUGAUGCCUUCAAGGGACAGGUGUUUGCUCUGUCCACGCACCCCUACGGCUGCCGGGUGAUCCAGCGGAUCCUGGAGCACUGUCUGCCCGAGCAGACCCUGCCCAUCCUGGAGGAGCUCCACCAGCACACGGAGCAGCUGGUGCAGCAAUGUGGUGGAGAAGUGUGUGACGCACGCGUCGCGCACGGAGCGGGCCAUGCUCAUCGACGAGGUGUGCACCAUGAACGACGGCCCCCACAGUGCCUUAUACACCAUGAUGAAGGAUCAGUACGCCAACUACGUGGUGCAGAAGAUGAUCGACGUGGCAGAGCCGGCCCAGAGGAAGAUUGUCAUGCACAAGAUCCGGCCCCACAUCGCCACGCUGCGCAAAUACACCUACGGCAAGCACAUCCUGGCCAAGCUGGAGAAAUACUACAUGAAAAAUGGGGUGGAUUUGGGGCCCAUCUGCGGCCCCCCCAAUGGCAUCAUCUGAGCAGGGGCUGCUCCAGAGGCACUCCAGGAUCCCAGGAAUCCACCAGGAAUCCACCCCAGAACCCACCCACACCACCCGCCACGGUUGCUAAAAAAACACAAACAAAACCCAGAGGAAAAAAAGAAAAAAAAAAAAACAAGCAAAGAAAAGCAGAAAAAAAAAACCACAAAAAAAAAAAAAGAGAAGCCUUUGUAAAUUUCUUUAAUUUUAUUAUGCAUAACAUGUACUAAUUAUUUUUUUUAAUUAACUAAUUGCCCUGCUGUUUUACUGGUGUAUAGAAUUCUUGUACAUAGGUCUCAGAUGUACAUGGAAGGCCACAUUUUUGUUCACUGUUGUAUCUAUAUUCCAAAUGUGGAGACUUUCAGGGUGGUUGGUUCGAAGACAACAAACAAAACAGGAAAAAAACCCCUGUUUUUAAUUCAUCCUUUUUUGCAAAUACCUUUUUUUGGGGUUUUUUUUUCCUCCUUUUAGCCCAAAAAUCAGCAAGAAGUUGGAAUUUUAGUUCAGUGACACCACUGGUAGAAAUACUAAACAGAGAAAAAUUCAACUUGCUAAAGUUUGGUUUUAAACAAAGACACCAAAAUUCCGGUUUUGGGACUUUUUAAUGGCUUUAUUUCUAUUUUAUUUGUGACUGACAUGCUGAAGGAGGGAGCUUAGCUGGCGUUUUGAGAAAACACCUAGAGAUGAUCUAAAAGUGGAGGAUUUGGGGGGUUUUUUAUGCCCACUCCUCUGUUCACCUGGAGAGACACAAUUUGAUUAUUUAGCAUGAGGAAAAACAAAAAAAUCCAACUCGGCUUUGGUCUUGCUUCUAUAAAUAUAUAGUGUAUACUUGGUGUAGACUUUACAUAUAUAAAAAUUUGUAGUAUUUUCUUGUUUUGAUGUCUGAUCUGUAUCUAUAAUGUACCCUAGUAGUGGAACAUACUUCUGACUGUACAAUUGUACAUUUGUAAACCUCUGUAAUGUAAAUGUGGAGAAGUUUGAAUCGACAUAAAACCCGUUUUUUGGUAAGAAAACAGGAAAAAAAAAAGAAUUUAGCAAAACCUGUGCAUUUCAGUGUAUAUUCACACCUUUUAUGGUCGUAGCAUAUAGUGUUGUAUAUUGUAAAUUGUAAUUUCAACCAGAAGUAAAUUUUUUCUUUUGAAGGAAAUGUUCUCUUUAUACAGCCUAGUUAAUGUUUAAAAACAAAAAAGGAAGAAAAAUAAACUGCUUGGUUUUAUUUGUCACCUAGUUGGACGGUAGAGAUCCUUUCUAAAUGUUCUACAGACCUGAUUCAGUUCCAAAUAGUGUUUUUUUGAAUCUUACAAAGUAAUGUUUUGCUUCUUUUGUGACAGUAAGAAACAAAAAGUGCAAAAGUACAGCCCCCUCCUAGUUUUCCUUACAAUCAGAGCCCCUUUUCACCUUGUAAAGUGUGAAUCACCUCCCCCUUUUUUGUACAGAAGAUGAACUGUAUUUUGCAUUUUGUCUACUUGUAAGUGAAUGUAACAUACUGUCAAUUUUCCUCGUUUGAAUAUAGAAUUGUAACACUACACGGUGUACAUUUACAGAGCCUUGUGUAUAUUUCCAAUGAACUUUUUUGCAAGCACACUUGUAACCAUAUGUGUAUAAUUAACAAACCUGUGUAUGCUUCUGCCUGGGCGACUAUUUUUUGUAACUCUUGUGUAGAUUGUCUCUAAACAACGUGUGAUCUUUAUUUUGAAAAAUACAGAACUUUGGAAUCUGG